Cephus cinctus (wheat stem sawfly) is the source of this 5971-nucleotide messenger RNA. RefSeq names its product eye-specific diacylglycerol kinase (gene rdgA). The record is from RefSeq and is a predicted model, not a curated record. Bases 128 to 4000 code for a protein of 1290 amino acids. Gene Ontology annotation, biological process: intracellular signal transduction; diacylglycerol metabolic process; lipid phosphorylation. Gene Ontology annotation, molecular function: ATP-dependent diacylglycerol kinase activity; protein binding. NCBI's taxonomy places the organism in Eukaryota, Metazoa, Arthropoda, Insecta, Hymenoptera, Cephidae. The transcript has 12 exons.
AGGACGACGAGGACGAAGAGGACACAGGGUUAGAGGUCGAGGUUAUUGUACUGGCGGAUUCGAGUUGGGAGUAUACAACGCACGUGGGAACCUGGAGGACGGAGGAUAAUCGUCGGGUGGCGCAGAAAUGAAGUCGCAGUCGAGCCUCGAGGUGCCCAAGCAGGUCAGGUCAGCCUCCUUCGACGAGAUUCAGCUGGAGGCCAAGCGACACGACGAGGCCAAGGAGCGCGAGAAAGGUGGUAGGAUGAUGGAUCUCAGGGCGUCCUCGUCUUCGUCCUCAUCGUGCUCGUCGGCCAGGUCCCAGCAGGAGCAAACUGGAGCUGUAAGGAGAUUCACCACCCUGAGAGUGCCGCAGCUCCAGAGUGGUCAGCGCUCCAAGAGUUUCGACGCCUGUGGUAGCGACAGGAGGUCCACUUCCGGUAGCGCUAGUUCUACACCCACGAUUCAACUAUCGGGGUGCUAUCAUUGCGCCUGCGUCGAGGAGUACAGGAGUCUUCACGCGAAGAAGGACGACGCCGGCGAGUCACCCUCAGGUUCAUCCCGAGAAGACGGUGACGAGGAGGAUGCGGAAGACCUUGACGCGGAGGGAUACGAGGAGACCGACUUCGAGGAUGAGGACGAGGAAGGAAGUGGGGAGUCGAAGAGAGACACCAGUCCUGAGAUUCGAGUGACCUUAACGUCCACGGACAAGCCUCGGUCACCCGCUACCUCGGAUAACGAUAUUCCCAAUGAGACCCACUGUCAGCAAAGAAGACGCUCCAUAGCGUCGCCGAAGCUCGCUCGGCAGGAAGCUUUGACCUCGUAUCCCGUGGAGCUACCGGCAAUCUUUGGCUCGGCGGAUGACGAAGACGAGGAGGAGGAGGAUGACGAGGAAGAAGAUAAUACCGCUGGCGGUAAAAGUAAACUCGUCGUUAGAGACAUCUUUCUAACCGUACCGGAACUCAAGAGAGAUCGUGCCGCUUCCGUUGACUCAUGCUUCAAUAAUAACAAGGCUGACAAGAAUGACAAUCAUGACUCCCUCGCGGUGCCCCAACAGAGUACCAGGUCGAAGAGCGUCGAUAUUGUUCUCCCUACCGAUGCUCAAACAAGAUACACUGCACUCUUACCCUCGAGCGACUCUCAUUCCAUACGAGGAGGAAGAGAGGAGACUGGUCCAAGUGGAAGCCAACGAGAGCCGAGAUCAACACCAGACUGGGGACCAGGUGCCCUAAAUGGAGAACAUCUUUGGGUGCCAACAGCAGCUUCUGGAGACUUCUGUUAUGUCAACGACUGUUCCAAACAUGGACCACGUCUCAAGUGCGCAGCGUGCCGAGUGGUCGCCCACGCCUGCUGUGCCGGGACGUUGGGCUUUGCCUGCAAGCCGAGUUUUCGUGACGUCGGGGUGCGGCAAUACAGGGAGCAGACUUCAACUCAUCAUCACUGGGUGCAUCGUAGAUCGCAAAAAGGCAAAUGCGCAAACUGCGGAAAGUCCUUCCAGUCAAAGUUGAGCUUCUCGUCGAAGGAAAUCAUCGCUCUGAGCUGCAGCUGGUGCAAGGCUGCCUAUCAUAACAAAGAGGCUUGCUUCAAUAUCCAAAAAAUUGGUGAAAACUGUGAGCUUGGCAGUCACUCUUCCAUCAUCGUACCGCCAUCUUGGAUUGUCAAACUUCCUCGCAAGGGUAGCUUCAAGAGCAGUUUAAGAAAGUCGCCCAGGAAAAAGAAAUCGGGUGGUACUUUAGCUGGUACUUCCAGUAGGAGGAAGGUCAAGGAGAAGGACAAGGAAAAGGAUGAGAAGGAUCAUGGAAAGUUAUGGGUCGUCAAGCCUAUUCCUACAGUGACGGUAAAACCGGUUCUGGUAUUCAUUAAUCCUAAAUCCGGUGGUAACCAGGGUGCUAAACUCCUGCAGAAGUUCCAGUGGUUACUCAAUCCUAGACAGGUUUUUGAUCUUACUCAAGGUGGACCUAAGAUGGGAUUGGAGCUUUUUAAAAAGACACCUAAUCUAAGGGUCCUUGCCUGUGGAGGAGACGGUACUGUAGGUUGGGUCCUGUCGAUCCUGGAUCAAAUUGGCGUCUCACCACCACCUGCAGUAGGUGUACUCCCGCUUGGUACAGGAAACGAUCUUGCCAGGGCUUUAGGAUGGGGUGGUGGCUACACGGAUGAACCCAUAGCAAAGAUCCUGACAAACAUUGGCGACAGUGAUACUACUCUUCUGGACAGGUGGCAACUGACAGUAGAAAGAAAUCCCGACGCCCCCAAUGACGAUGAUGCCGGCAAGGGAAAAGAGAAUCUUCCUCUGAACGUGGUCAAUAAUUAUUUCUCGUUAGGGGUCGAUGCGCACAUCGCUCUGGAGUUUCACGAGGCCAGAGAGGCUCAUCCAGAAAAAUUUAACUCGCGGCUGAGGAAUAAAAUGUUCUAUGGUCAAAUGGGCGGCAAAGAUUUGGUUAGACGGAAGUGGAAGGAUCUCUCAGAAUUUGUGACUCUUGACUGCGACGGUCAAGAUUUAACACCAAAAUUAAAAGAACAUCGGGUACACGCUAUUGUCUUUUUAAACAUCGCUUCCUACGGUGGUGGUACUCAUCCAUGGGGUGCUGGUAGCGGAAGUAAAGAACCAGCUACCGACGAUGGCCUCAUUGAAGUUGUUGGUUUGACAACAUACCAAUUGCCUUUACUCCAAGCUGGUGGUCAUGGCACAUGCAUAGCUCAGUGUAGUAAGGCCAAACUUAUUACAACAAGAACCAUUCCAAUGCAGGUCGACGGGGAAGCCUGCCGUUUAUUACCCUCAAUAAUAACCAUGAACUUGCUAAAUCAAGCGACGAUGCUGGCGAAACGUAGAAACACUAGUAAACCUCUCCAAAAUGUAGGAGCCAAAUUGGAGAGGUUAAAGUUGCCAGUUAUGAGGAUCAAAAUGUCGGACUAUGAGAAUUAUCACUCCGAUAAAGACAGACUGAAGAAGGCUGCUGAAUCCUGGCUUCAGGAACCUUUGGAUCUGGAUGCUACAUCGGAUCUUGAAUCUCUCAGGGCGAUCCUGAGUAAAGAACAUCCGAUGGACACUUGUUGCUUCUUGGAUUCCUGCACAGCAGAAAGAUUCUUCAGGAUAGACAGAGCUCAAGAACAGCUACACUUUGUGACUGACGUGGCCGCCGACGCAAUCUAUGUCCUCGAGGAAGGUUCCUCUGCACCAACUUCGACGGAUGCUGAUACAGGGAACAACAAGGAGGAACCGGAAACAGCUCAACCUUCUCCAAGCAGUGAGGAAUCGGCCCGGACGGUACCGACUGUCUCGGAGAAGACCCAGGAAGUCAGCAACCCUGUAGCAGAUCAAAAACCGGAAAGGCAGACGUCGCGUAAGUCUGAAGCAUUGGCCAAGGAGAAACCUGAGGAAUCAAGGAAGUCCACAGAAAUAGAACCACUGUCGAGGACGCAGGACUUGAAUGAGGAUCAACUUCAAAAGGAAAUGGCCAAGCAGAGUUCUUCUAAAUCAGCCUCCUCGACGGUGGCUGGUCAAUCUCAUCAGCAGACAUCAUUGGCAUUCAUCAGUCCUCGUGACAGACUCUUCAGCCUCAGUUCAGAAGUUCAUACGUUUAGUAGUGGCCUCUUGGAGAAGACCUGUGACGGGAUCCUGAAGGCAGCAAAGAUUGGUGACCUUCCAGCCCUGAAGGAGUUGCACGAGAGAGGAUAUUCCCUGCUGUCGAUCGACGCAAAUGGACAAACGGCGUUACACCUGGCAUCCAGGUACGGGCACAAGGACAUCGUCAGGUACCUGAUAGCCUGCGCGCCACCGACUAUUUUAAACAUGGUCGACAAUGACAAAGGUCAAACGGCACUGCACAAGGCUGCCCAACAGAAACGCAGGUCAAUCUGCUGCAUGCUGGUAGCUGGUGGCGCAAUGCUGACAGUACAAGAUCGUCAUGGUAAUACACCACGUCAAUUAGCACUGAUAGCAGAGGACAGAGAUCUUGCCGCAUACCUCCACAGUCAGGAACAGUUCCAGCUAGUCACGGAGGAUAUGGAGAGCGUUCUCUGACCCAUUGCGGUGCACGUAAAGGCGUAGAGACAAGUCAAGAGGAAAAAGAAAAAGAAUAAAAAUAGAAAAAGUAAAAUGGGUGAGAGAGAAAAAGAGCAGAUAAAAUAUAUAUACACAUUAAUAAUAUAUAACAUAGCAUCGGCGAGAGCAACUCACCAAAUUACGAUGCAAUUUUACUUUUCAAAUUCGUAAGAUUUCGUCGACGACAAUCCAAAUCGAGCGUCGCAACGACUUCUAGAGUGAUAAUCACAUUUUUUCGUAUUAUAAUAUUUACAUUAGAGAUUUUCGGCCCAGCUCGACAAACCUCGUACUCUCUUUUUACACGGUUACCGGCAAAUUCUCCGGGAUUCCGUUUUGUUCUCUCGUAUCAAUUUUCAAUUGCUAUAUCACAUACGUAUAGUUCAUUCAUUAUAAACGUUAUCAAGAGAACCUACGUGUGAUGAUAAGGGAGUAGGAAUUUAAUCCAUUCGAUUUUUCACGGCUUUGUACUUAUAACGUUGCUAAGCUCUACAAGGACCAUUGGAAAAGAAGAGGGAGAGAAAUCAAUUCAAUCAAUAUAGGGCGAGCUACCCAUUUACCGGUGAACAAAAUAAAACUGAAUAAAAGACAAGGGAUCGAUCAAAUCGAAGACAAAAGAGUAAUGAGGUCAGGCUUAUCAAAAUCUAAUCGUUUACGUUAUAUAGAAACAAAAGGGAUGACACACUCGAGCAUAAAAUUAUAGAUUUGAGAUUCUAUAUAUAAAAUAUAUAUAUGACUAGAGACGGUUUUUACGUCGGGACAAGUAUUAUUAUUAUCUCGUUAUCAUAAUCUUACUCUAUUUGAAAAUGGCGCGCGUGUCAAUAACAAUUUAAAGUGUUGCCGAGAAAGCUGCGUAUAUCUAUUUAGUCGUUACGAAAUUAUAUUCGGUACCAAAUGAAAAGGGGAUCAACGUACGAACACCAAUUAGUUCUUAGAGGCGGUCUAUUACUACUGUUACUACUACUAUUACUACUACUACUACCGCUACUAUUACUAUUACUGAUACUACUACUAUUACUAAUACUAUACUACUGCUACUGCUAUCCAUCUUCCAACUAUCUGCUGUCGUAUAAGCGAUCCACUGUGCAGAGAGCAGAAAGACCCUAGGUAUUUUCAAGGUCAGGCCAAAGAAAAAUAUUUUAAAAUUAAAACAGAUUAAAGGAGAGAGAGAGGAGGAUGAUGAGCAAGGAACAUUGAAGGAUGAUAAGAUAAAACGAAGAUAAUGUAACGAUAGACAAUUUAUAUACAAUAUUACAAAAUUAUUGACAAUUAUUUUAAAAGAAGGCUUCGAGCCAUUUUCUCAGAGGAGAAAGUACUUUUUUCGGGGGACGAUAUUACAUUAGAUUCUUUAAUGACCUAAAUGAGGAUGUUUUAGUCUGAAGCCUGUAUUCGGUACGUCUAGUGACGCGAAUCAAUAUUGAUGUCGGUUUGAUAAAGGAAAUAGGAGUUUACGAAUUUUUCAAACAAAAAAAAGAAAGAAAAAGAAAACAUACAAGGAAAUCAAUGAUACCAGCAUAUUGUAUCGUUAGUUGCGAAUUGGCAUUGAAUUAAUAUGAUUAUUAUGUUAUACUAUAGUAUAUUAUAUUAUAUAUAUAUACAUACGUAACAUAUGUAUAUCUAUAUCGCAUCGUAUCGUAUUACGUAUUUGGAUACAUUAUGGAGAGUUUAAUGCGAAACGUCAGUGGCGUGUUCAUGGAAUUUUUUCAAGAGAGCAUCGAUUCCCGGAGAGAAACAAAACGAAAGAUAACAAAACAACAUAAUGGUAAAACAUUAAGGCGAAAUUCCAAGUAAACACCGUCGCGACGCUUUCGCUCUAUAAAAAGUAUAUAUAUCAUAUAUUAAAAUUAGAGUCUUACUAAAGAAUUUUUGGAGUACGAGUACUUAACGAAAAUGCCUUCUACGGUCCACACUAAUAAUUAGCUAAAAAGAGAAAAGAAAGGGAAAGACUAAAGA